This is a messenger RNA of Parathielavia appendiculata, 2748 nucleotides long. RefSeq lists its product as uncharacterized. The coding region runs from base 1 to 2748 and encodes 915 amino acids. The record is from RefSeq and is a predicted model, not a curated record. NCBI's taxonomy places the organism in Eukaryota, Fungi, Ascomycota, Sordariomycetes, Sordariales, Chaetomiaceae. The transcript is spliced from 2 exons.
AUGGCCGACCCUUCCCGGUAUCGAUACAUGGACUCUGCGGGGAGGCGAUCGCCUCCCCUCUACAACCCAGCCCGCUCCUCCAUGCCCGUCACCGGGGGCGGCUACAGCUCGCUCUACAGCGGAGACCUCCAUACCAUGUCGGCCUCCCACCACGGGGCGCUGCCCCGGCAAGAAGAGUACCGCACGAGUACGGUCCCCCUCAGCGCAACCACAUAUGCCGUAAAAAAGGAACCGCUCGGGAGGAGCACCAGCGUCAACGAGGGCCCUCGAGUUCACCGCAUCCACGACCAAAACCACAAGCGGCCAAUCAUCGUCACUACGAAGCACCACCCGCCCGCCCCGCGAUCGGACAGCCCAUCGCGUGACCCGUACCGAUCGAGCGACGAGGGACAAUACUAUGCCGAGCCCGCCUCCUCCAUCCCUCGCGGCAGAGCUGCCGGUCACGUGCCCACGAGCGUCGCCAUGGACGAGGACGAAUACCGGCGUCUGAAAAAUAGGACUCACCAUGACAGAUUGAGCAAUCGUGGCGCCGAACACUAUCGUCCUGCCCGCUCCGGGCCGCUCUACGCCGGGUCGAAUCAUCGUAGUCACACGCUUGACUUUGAAGAUGACGGGUACGAGUACACAAAACCCAGCGACCUUGCGAGAUACGACCUGGACCACGACGAUCAGCGCCACAGAACUCGUCGUGAGAGCCUCGAUCGAUACUACCGCCCAACCGUCAGCAUCAGCACAGAUCUGGCCCGUCCCCUCGACCAGGCCGACAGACGGGCGCGUGGUCCGCCGCCAACAACACGGGGUUUGGACAAGGUGGGCUGGACGACGGCUGGUGGCAUCUAUGAUGGCGCCGGCUCUCGCAUGCCGCUGCCACCAACUACCCCUCUGGUCCCCGACGUGCGCCGUUCGGGUCUCCUUGAAACCCCAGGAAGUCCCAGGCAAGAACAUCGCGGCGGCCCGCGCCCGCUGUCGAUGAUUCAGGACAAUCUUGGUCGGCCCAGCCAUCACGAGGAUUACUAUUAUGACGAUAUCCGCCACCGCGAUCAUGACUUGUUUCAGGAUGACCGCGUCACCGCUCGCGGUUUUGGUAUCCUAGUUGACCCCAAAGAUCAUGACGAGCAUCACAGACCCUCUGAGAAGUGGUAUUGGGAGGAACGUCGCGAGCGUCGUGAGCCCCCGAGACACUUUGACACCCGCGAGCCGCUGAGGCGGUCAGAUGAUGACCUCGAGAUAAUUCGACACGAAUACGAUGACCGGGAUCAUACAAGGCACCGUGAGCACGAAUACGUGGUGGAUAAACAAGAAGUCAGGCGCGACAGGGAAGACCGGCGAUCUGACGAUGAUGAACACAACAACAACAGGAGGAACAGUGGGAAAGUCAGGGACAAAGUCGCAGCUGGUCUUGGACUUGCCGCCGCCUCUAUCGGCCUCAAGUCUGCAGCGAGAGGCAGGGACGAUAAAGACAAAGUCAAAGACCCGUCCCCAUCAAGAAAAUUUAGAGAUCAAGAGGUUGAAACUUUCAAGCACGCGGAGGUUGACGCUCGAUCAAGACCAGCAAAAAAGGAGCCCUUGCUUGACGACGAAGACUUUGAAAUUGUUGAGCAUCCAAGGGAUCGCGAGAAACGACGGGACGAGAAGGUGACCGAAGGCGAAGCCCAACAGUCCAGAGAGAAGCGUGACGCUGCUGCUGCUUCGUCUCGUGAUCACUCGUCGUCCAUGGAUGAAGGAAAGACAAAGUCUCGCCGGCGUCUUCGAGCUUCCUCGUUCGACCCCAACGACACUGCCGCUCUCGCCGAGAUGAAGGCGCGGCUAGCGGAGCUCAAGGCCAAGGAGAAUCCACGGCAGAUCGAGCGUGAUAGCACCGAUGACAAGGAAGGCCGCACCGCCCCAGACGCACCCCAGGCUAAGGGUGAACCCUCUCCGGAACGCAAACCAUCACCUGUGGAGAAGAAGCCCGAGACGGAUCCCGAUGCCUCGGCCGUCGUACGCAAGGUUGAUGACGACAACAACAACAACAACGGCCGCGACCUUGCGCCUCUGCCGCGGGACGAGAGGCAAGUCCGGGUGGUCCCGCCGCCCAAGGAGCAGGCGGGGCCCGUCGAGAAGAAACCCAUCAAGGGCAUCCUCAAGCCGCCGCGGCCGCAGUUCCCUGAGGAGCCGAAUCCUGUGCGCGAGGGCGUGGCCCCGCACAAGGACGACAAGACCAAGGCGGCGACGGUGCCGCCCGGCGCGCGGUGGACCAAGAUCAGCCGUAAGAUGGUCAACCCAGAGGCGCUCAAGAUCGGCAAGGAGCGGUUUGAGGUCCGGGACGAUUUUGUCAUUGUGCUGAGGGUGCUGAGCAAAGAGGAGAUUCAGGCGUAUGCGGCAGCCACGGCGACUUUGAGAGAGCGCCGAAAGCGUGAGAUGCGUGACGAGGUCGAGCAUGAUGCCGACGACCGUGACCAUCACCUUGUUGAGGACGGCAACGACGAGAAGACGCGGCGGCAUCGCCAGCAUCGGUUACGAGAUAGGGAGGAGGAUGACACCUUCGAAAAGCAAGAGCCUGGGGACAGGGAUAAUAGGAAUAGGGAUAGGGAUUGGGGGAGAGAGCGGGAAAGGGAAAGGGAGAGGGAGAGGGAGAGGGAGAGGGAAAAGGACAAGGACAAGGAUAGGGAGAAGCAUCGCCGCCAUAAGCACGAGUCGGAUGCUGAGGGUGAUGAUGGGCAUGAAGCAAGGCGCCACGGGGGCCAUCACAGGUCGCACCGGGAGUAA